Molecule: messenger RNA, 381 nt
Organism: Exophiala viscosa
Lineage: Eukaryota; Fungi; Ascomycota; Eurotiomycetes; Chaetothyriales; Herpotrichiellaceae
Exons: 1
Coding region: 1-381 (126 amino acids)
Source: RefSeq, a predicted model, not a curated record
AUGGCUGGACAAGGUUAUACCGGCAUGGCCAUUGACCAACCAGCUGGCUCCAGCAAAACCAACCCAUACGCAGCCGAGUCCUGGCUUGAACCUUGGCUCACAAAACACUCGGAGUUUUAUCGCAAACACUUGACCAGGGAUGGCCGCCGGGAAAGCAAAUCCACACGACGCCAUAGUGUCGUCACAGAAGAGCUUGAGUCUCGCAAGAAUUCUGUUGCUGCCUCUGAACCCGAGGCUACACCCACCAACGCCAUCCCAGCUCCUGCCGAGGAACGACGAGAAAGUGCCAACAGCGAGUCUUCUGAGGGCGAGACUGCUUUCAAGAAUGAGAAAGGUCAUUUCGGAUGGCGCAAGAGUGUUGGCUGGGUCCCUCACCCAUGA